Messenger RNA from Nerophis lumbriciformis (worm pipefish), 1113 nucleotides. The record is from RefSeq and is a predicted model, not a curated record. NCBI's taxonomy places the organism in Eukaryota, Metazoa, Chordata, Actinopteri, Syngnathiformes, Syngnathidae.
AUGUCUCACGGUGACAAAAUGAAGCAGGGUCAGUUCACCAACCCCGAGACGCCGGGCUACGUGGGAUUCGCCAACCUCCCCAAUCAGGUUCAUCGCAAGUCUGUUAAAAAAGGCUUCGAGUUCACCCUGAUGGUCGUCGGUGAAUCCGGACUGGGAAAAUCCACCCUGAUCAAUAGCCUGUUCCUAACUGACCUUUACCCGGAGAGAAUCAUCCCAGGAGCGGCAGAGAAGAUCGAAAGGACUGUUCAGAUCGAGGCGUCCACCGUGGAAAUCGAGGAGCGGGGCGUCAAGCUGCGUCUCACCGUGGUCGACACGCCUGGAUACGGCGACGCCAUCAACAGCCAGGACUGUUUCAGCACCAUCAUCAGCUACAUCGACGACCAGUUCGAGCGCUACCUCCACGACGAGAGCGGUCUGAACCGCCGGCACAUCGUGGACAACAGAGUUCACUGCUGUUUCUAUUUCAUCUCGCCGCUCGGUCACGGCUUGAAACCGUUGGACGUCCAGUUCAUGAAGGCCAUCCACAAUAAGGUCAACGUGGUCCCCGUCAUCGCCAAGGCGGACACGCUGACGCUCCGAGAGAGAGAGCGGCUAAAGCGCAGGAUCCUGGACGAAAUCGACGAGCACGGCAUCAAGAUUUACCACCUGCCGGACGCCGAGUCCGACGAGGACGAAGACUUCAAGGAGCAGACCAGGAUCCUCAAGGCCAGCAUCCCUUUUGCGGUGGUGGGCUCCAACCAGCAGAUCGAAGCCAAGGGGAAGAAGGUGCGGGGCCGCCUGUACCCUUGGGGGGUGGUGGAGGUGGAGAACCCCGAGCACAACGACUUCCUCAAGCUGCGCACCAUGCUCAUAACGCACAUGCAGGAUCUCCAGGAGGUGACCCAGGACCUCCACUACGAGAACUUCCGCUCGGAUCGCCUGAAACGCAGCGGCAGGUUGUCCUCCCGCGGUUACGUUCUGCCUCUCUCCCCUGCAAAAGGACCGGAACCAGAAGAAAUGGACAAGGACAUGAUUCUACAGGAGAAGGAGGCCGAGUUGAGGCGAAUGCAGGAGAUGAUUGCCAAAAUGCAAGCCCAGAUGCAGAAGCAGGGCGACGGAGAAGGAGACGUCUGA